AGUCUUCGCUCAUCCGUCUAAAGCCCGACAUUUGGACAAGAAGCGCUUAAAACAUAAAUGGAAAUGGGUGAACCGUCAGAAAUCGACCACCACCACCUCGACUCCGCCACCGCCACCGCCACCGCCUCCACCACCGCCACAACCCACCACCUCAACGUCCCGGCCGGAUUAUCUCAGCACGAGUUUGACGACCUGAAGCAUCUCGUCUUCCAAUUUCACACCUACGAACUCCGCCCAGGCCAAUGCUCCUCUCUCCUCUCUCAACUCAUCCGAGCGCCGCGCGAUGUCGUUUGGUCCGUCGUCCGCCGCUUCGAUAAGCCUCAGAUUUACAAGCACUUCAUUAAGAGCUGUUCCGUCGCCGAAGACUUCAUAAUGACCGUAGGAUGCACCAGAGAUGUUUAUGUAAUCUCUGGCCUCCCGGCGGCGACGAGUACAGAGCGACUCGAUAUACUCGACGACGAUCAGUAUGUGACAGGUUUUAGUAUCACAGGCGGCGACCAUCGAUUGAGGAACUACCGGUCCGUAACGACGGUGCACGAGAUGGAGCGCGAUGGUCAGAUCUGGACUGUCGUUUUGGAAUCGUACAUCGUAGAUGUGCCGGAAGGGAAUACGGAAGAGGAUACGCGUCUAUUUGCAGAUACGGUUGUGAAAUUGAAUCUGCAAAAGCUUACAUCCGUCACGGAAGGAAUGGCUCGUGCUGCCGCUGCUGCUGCUGCUGCUGCUACUGCUACUGCUACUGCUACUGCUGCUACUACUACUGCUGCAGGGGAAUUUGGUGUGCGACUGUGAGUAUGGAUUUCUUGAAUGAAGAACAACAAAAUAGCCUCAACUGAUAUUGAUAUUUAUCAAGUAUCCUUCAAUUUCGUUACUGAUUUUUGCUUUCAUUCCGUGUGCUUCAAUUCAAAAUUUGAAUGAUUAUGAUAGGAAUCAAGUAUAACAGUGACAUUUCAGGCCAUAUAUGCAAAAUCUGAAUGGCGGUUGUGCUUCUGGACAUACAUGUAUGUACUCUGUACAAUUGAUCUCUCUGUAAUUUACUCUGUUUUUCCUGUGUUUGGGGCUGAAAUUGGAAAGUAUGUUAUGAGUUUUCUUAGGGUUCUUGAA
Molecule: messenger RNA, 1101 nt
Organism: Cucurbita moschata (crookneck pumpkin)
Lineage: Eukaryota; Viridiplantae; Streptophyta; Magnoliopsida; Cucurbitales; Cucurbitaceae
Product: abscisic acid receptor PYR1-like
Exons: 2
Coding region: 58-789 (243 amino acids)
Biological process (GO): abscisic acid-activated signaling pathway
Cellular component (GO): nucleus; cytoplasm
Molecular function (GO): protein phosphatase inhibitor activity; abscisic acid binding; signaling receptor activity
Source: RefSeq, a predicted model, not a curated record